AUGCAGCAGCGGAGGGUGCCCUUGGCCGUGUCUCCUGCGCAGACGACUCGCCGUCGCAUCACUGUCAAGGUGAUGCUCGCCAUGCUCAUCACCACUUACGCCACCCUUCAUCUCAUUCUCUUCGCCGCCUCGGCUGAUGCUUGGAACAAGGCGCGACACGAGAGUUGCGAGGUGGCUGGUCUCAACUGCAGCUUUACCCUCAUGGCCCACCAUGGUAUCGUGGCCUUUGUUGCCCUCGUCUGCUUCGUCACAACCGCCGUCAUGGCCGUCGGUGCCUUGCCCCGAGCAAACGAGUUGCCUCUCAAUCCGUUAUAUUUCUUCCGCGCCGUGCUCUUCACAAUCUUCCUGCUACUUCCCGUCGUCUGCAUCGGAUGGUCCAACUUGAGGCCGGUGGUGGAUUUCUCCUUUUCAACCGAUGGCCAACAUGCUGGCGACGAGAUUCCCCUCGCCGAGAGACGGCCCCUGUCCGGAAUCGGCGGUGCUUUCUUUCUCGGCGUACACGAGAUGCGUUCCGCCAAUGUCAUGGCUCACAUCACACUUAUUUUUGCCGCACUCGUCGCCGGCGUCGCCGCGGCCCUGGCACCUCCUUCGGUCGUCUGCCUCGACGACCCCCGAGACACUCCUGCUUGCUGA
Molecule: messenger RNA, 633 nt
Organism: Drechmeria coniospora
Lineage: Eukaryota; Fungi; Ascomycota; Sordariomycetes; Hypocreales; Ophiocordycipitaceae
Exons: 2
Coding region: 1-633 (210 amino acids)
Source: RefSeq, a predicted model, not a curated record